Molecule: messenger RNA, 1813 nt
Organism: Vigna radiata var. radiata (mung bean)
Lineage: Eukaryota; Viridiplantae; Streptophyta; Magnoliopsida; Fabales; Fabaceae
Exons: 9
Coding region: 479-1747 (422 amino acids)
Source: RefSeq, a predicted model, not a curated record
CUUUUUCGAUCUCCUCUUCUCUUCUGUUCUUCCUCCUUUGUUCUCCCUCCUUCCGUCCCCCACAUUUUUCUCCCUCCUUUCUUCUUCUCCAUUCUUUUUCAUUUUCCUGUCAUCUUUCGUUGCUAUUAUUGAAGUUAUCGAGGUGGUUGGGUGAAGCUGUUGGUCGGCGUUUGAAGUUGUUCGUAGUGGUUGAAGUUCUCAUUUGUGGUGGGUGAAACCUUGCCAUGGUGCGCCGUCGUCUGGUGGUCUGCCGUGGGAUGAGUUGGUGGAGCAGAGCACACAGGGUACAUUCACUCCCGAGGGCCGUGAGGACAUAUUGGCAGUUGCCAUUGGUCAUCCAGAGCAUUCUGGCCGUGUUCGAGGAGUUGGUAAAUUUAUUGGCAUUCGUCAAUUCUUUGGUCCUCCAACAAGUCAUCAUAGUAAAGUCCAUGUCAAUAAAGAGGUCCUCAAGGGUAUCAGAGAAGAAAUUAGACAGGAGAUGAAGGAGGAAAUGAGGGAGGAGAUCAGCAAGAUGAAGAAAGAAUACGGUGAUAUUCGGGCACAAUUAAAGAAGGAGUACUCUGAUAUGCGGGUACAAUUGUUAGCAGAAAUGCGAGCAGAAUUAGCCUCCCCUUUAGGCCAGCCUAGGAAUCCUCCUCAACCCACUCCUCUUUGUAAGGAAAGUUGUGAUGUUUCCCCUCAAUACACCUCUUCCACUGUUAAUGCAAACUACGAGUUGUUCAGUGAUGAUGCCUUACAAUGUUUGGUGGCCUUAGGUAAAAUGUAUACAUUGGGGUCAACCAUACACCAUGAAACCAUUACAACUAAUAUGAUAAGGGUGGUGGUUGUAGACGUACGAGUUGCUAAUGCUCGAGUUCCUGUGCCCACUCAAGAGGUUCAGAUAGUGGGACAGGCUCCUGGAAAUUUUAUCCUUUGGCCUAUCAGAUUAUCGAGAGCAAUUGUAAAGGAGGUUGAAGCACAUGGGGAGGCAAAUGUGAAUGAAUCGCUACAAAUAUCGUCACAAUCACCACAACUGCCACAACACACAAUUUUAGAAAAACUUGGUGGGUUGGCAGUGAAGAUCUCCCUUUCUCCUAUAGAGAUACAAAUGCCUCCUGAAGUCACAAACAAAACAUUUUCGCUCUCUUUCUUUAUAUGUCAGAGGCAUAUUUUUGAUAUUCUCUCUGGGACCGAUAUGUUAUGUAUUUCAGUACUACAACUAUGGUUAUUGUAUUUACAUCAGUUGAGCAUUGAAAGGAAAAAUGAUCACAUUUAUGGUUUUAUUGAUCCUGUUGUCAUUCAAGAAGUUGGGAAUAAAAGUGAAGAGGUCCAAAAGUACCUCUUAGAGGCUUUUGAAAAGGGAAAAAAGGAAGUCUACUUAGCACCCUAUUUGCAACAGGGUCAUUGGCAAUUGUUACUAAUUCUUCCUCAACAGUUUCUUGUGGUUCUCUUGUGUUCAUUACACAGAAAACCUCACACUUUGGCAAUUAAGAGUACAUUAAUAUCAGUGGUUAAAGCAUAUUCAAGGUUGCAGGGAACACAUAUCGGCUCUAGAAAUAAGUUGAAGUUCAUUGCACCAACUUGCUCACGUCAAACGGGGAGCUUUGAGUCCGGGUAUUAUGUCAUGAGGCACAUGCAGAAAAUUAUAUCCGCAAAUGUUGUUGACUCAUGGAAUUUGAUAUUUGAUGACACGUCUCCAAUGGAACAACAUGUCAUAAAGGAUGUUCGAGAAGAGUGGGCUGCAUUUCUUUUAACCGUUUAUAGAUGAUUAGAUGUUUUAAUAUUACAUUUUGAGUUGAGAAAUUAUUUUGUUUAAUUAUGUCAUGGAAAUAUA